Messenger RNA from Desarmillaria tabescens, 621 nucleotides. RefSeq lists its product as uncharacterized. The transcript is spliced from 4 exons. NCBI's taxonomy places the organism in Eukaryota, Fungi, Basidiomycota, Agaricomycetes, Agaricales, Physalacriaceae. The coding region runs from base 1 to 621 and encodes 206 amino acids. The record is from RefSeq and is a predicted model, not a curated record.
AUGCUGAACACGAACAUUUCAUUGAUAUCCAACUACAUCAAGCCUCAUCGUGCAGAAGCUAUCGCUCGGAUACGAACCAACACUUUCAUCCUUGUCCUUCUGGCAGUCGCUACGCAUCUGCUUCCCGUGCCAUCGCUUUUUCGCGCUUUUCGUGCAGUAUCCUCAAGCUCGGAUGGGUAUGAUGGGAUAUAUGGCUACCUAUGUCUUCUAGAGGUGGCGUUGAGCAGUGUGCUCGUGUAUAACAUAUUACAAUCCGUCUAUGCCAUAAAAUACCCUCGCCCGAUACCAUCGCCACCUGCUUCGUCGGCAAAGGCAAAGCGAAAAACCAUUCAAGCGUCGCCGACCCCUGCUCGGAGGCUCUCCGAGCUUGUAACACCCAAAAAAACCUCUGACCCAUCAUUCGUACCCUCUUCAUCUGUCCCUCAUCCUACUGCGUCUCCGUUGAGAUACACUCUCCCCGGGUCGUCGACCAGUACUUUUGCGUCGACUGGUUCUUUACCACCAACCCCAAGCCCAGUGGUCUCAGCUUAUCGGGGGAAACAGUUGACGUCGAGUAUGGGCCGUCCAGUAGAUGGCGCUUUCAUCAGCCGUUUAAAGUCAGAAAAUGAAGAUGAUAUGUGA